Molecule: messenger RNA, 813 nt
Organism: Hydatigera taeniaeformis
Lineage: Eukaryota; Metazoa; Platyhelminthes; Cestoda; Cyclophyllidea; Taeniidae
Source: the annotation of a GenBank genome assembly
AUGGUACUUCUCCUAGGUCCUUCCUGUUCGGGAGGUCAAGAAGAUAUAAUAGCCUUAAAGGAGGGAAGAGCCUCUUCCAAGGUCGACGUUCUCACACGGUCACCGAGACUUCUGACGGUUGGUGCUACUCGAGGUAACAGGAGGGCCGUGGGUCUCGCUCCACAGUCGGCAUAUCAUCUCCGGUCAAUCCCCCGACCAUUGCGACCAUCCGCUCCACCUUUGUCAGCACCAUCCAUGACUGCAGAUGGUGGCAGCCAGGAAGCAGAUGAACCGGAUAUGAGGAACGAACGCAAAACUCGAGUUCAGAGCUCCCUUGAGCUGCGCGAUCUCGCGUUUCAGCUAUGGUGUGCUAAGCGCGGCAAGCAGUACUUGGAGGAGAGGCGGUCUGAACAGCUUAGGCGAAAGCGAGAGGAGGAAGGGACAAGGAAACAGAAAAUGGAAAAAGCCAAAGAAAACGAGAAAAUAUUUGCGAUGUGGCUAGCAAAGAAACGAGCUCAAGAGAUGGAUCAAAAGAAAAAGCGACUGAAGGAAGAAGAGGAAAAGCAGAAGGAGGAAGAAAGCAAAAACCAGCAAAAGAUAGAGGCCGCAAAGGCUUACAAAGCGUGGAAAAAUCAGAAGAGUAAGCAGGGAGAACGCAGACGUUCAGCAAUCGAGGUGACUCGAGAGAUAACUGUGGAAGAGAUGAAAAUGAAAUUCGAUAAAGCACUGGCCGCACAUUUGGCUUUCGAACAGUGUUCUUAUUGUCAGCAGCCUCCUUUGGCACCAAAGCAAACUCUUCUCCGCGAACACCUCUCGGACUUUAAUGACAGUUAG